This is a messenger RNA of Penicillium maclennaniae, 1047 nucleotides long. RefSeq lists its product as uncharacterized. Lineage: Eukaryota; Fungi; Ascomycota; Eurotiomycetes; Eurotiales; Aspergillaceae. The coding region runs from base 1 to 1047 and encodes 348 amino acids. The record is from RefSeq and is a predicted model, not a curated record. The transcript has a single exon. Gene Ontology annotation, molecular function: oxidoreductase activity, acting on the CH-OH group of donors, NAD or NADP as acceptor.
AUGUCCAAAGGCCUUGUUUUGAUCACCGGUGGCACUGGCCAUGUUGGGUUCCGAACCCUCGUCGCAGCCUUGAAGGCCGGAUACCAAGUUCGAGCUGCAGUGCGGUCCGAGUCGAAGAAGGAAGAACUUCUUUCUGCGCCAUCUAUCAAGAAGCUCAACCCCGCAGAUAAGCUCACGUUUGUCAUUGUCCCAGAUCUCAUGGUCGAUGGCGCAUACAACGAAGCAGUCAAGGGCGUCAAUUACAUUCUUCAUAUUGCCUCACCGGUCCCUCUCAAGCAAGAGAUCAAACCAGAGGAUUAUGAAAAGAUAUUGAUUGAGCCCGCCGUCGCUGGAACAACCAAUAUCCUGGAAGCUGCUCUCGGCGCACCCGAUGUCAGGCGCAUUGUGAUCACUUCAUCCGUUGCCGCAAUGGUCUCUGCCAAGUACAUGUUCGACACUAAUGCACCUGAUGGUUUUGUCGUGGACCACAAUUCAAGACUGCCUCCGCCAUCCGGUCCAUAUCCAUCCGACUUCCACGCGUACAAUGCCAGCAAGAUCGUCGCUCUCCAAGCAACUGAGGCCUUUGUCAGAAACCGGAAACCCCAUUUCGACGUGACCAAUAUUCACCCGUCUUUCGUGAUCGGCAAGAACGAGCUCGUGAGGGACGCUAAACAUAUCGCUGUCGGUACUAAUGCGGUUGCUAUCGGGCCGGUUCUUGGAAACAAGUCCGACAACCCCAUUGUCGGCUGCAGUGUUCAUGUCGAUGAUGUUGCAUUCAUGCAUGUCAAGGCUCUUGACCCGAGCGUCCCUGCAGAAAGUUAUAUUGGCAACUCUGAUGACUAUGCUGGAACUAUUUGGCAGAAUGCGACAAGUAUUGUGGCAGAGCAUUUCCCUAAUGCUGUUGCACGCGGCGUUCUCCCUAACAAUGGAACACAGCCAACUAGGAAGUGCAGAAUAAAUGCGAGAAGAACCGAGGAAGUGAUGGGCUUCAAAUUUUUGAGCUUUGAAGAACAGGUCACAAGUGUUGUGAAGCACUUCCUGGAACUGAAGGGAGAAAAGCCCGAGUAG